Molecule: messenger RNA, 3096 nt
Organism: Lagopus muta (rock ptarmigan)
Lineage: Eukaryota; Metazoa; Chordata; Aves; Galliformes; Phasianidae
Exons: 10
Coding region: 108-1352 (414 amino acids)
Source: RefSeq, a predicted model, not a curated record
AAAUGUUCAUCCUGUAAGGGAAGAGUAUGUUUGUUCUGUUAGUCAAAGGCAGAGAAGAUAGAAGCAGCUCAGGAGAAUGGCACUGGGGCUAAAAGUUUUCUGCAGGGAUGCUGGUGCCUUUGAAACAGGCUGCAGAAGUGGAGAGAGCCCUGCAGAGAAGAGUGGCCAUGGUGGGUUCCUCAGUGCUGCUUGCGGGGCCGCUUAACAUCACGCUCAUCCACUCCAUACGGUGGGAGCACCUCAAUGGCACUGCUUCCCACACCAUCCUGCAGUAUGAGAGGCACAACCUGACCAUCCACAUGCCAUACAUUGCACGAGCCCAUCUGCAUGCGUCCAAUGGAUCUCUCCUCCUGGAGGACCUCCAGGAAAGCGACAGUGGCAUCUACAGAGUGACUGUCAACCAAGCAGAAAGGGAGAGCUUGUCAGUCUUGCUGGAUGUUCUGAAGCCUGUGUCUCACCCUCAGCUCUGGAGCAGUGGCCUGGUGGCCAAGGCAAGUGGUGAGGUACUAUGUGAGGUAGCAGAGGGCAGGGCAGACGUCUUCACCUGGAAGAAGGAUGGGCAGAUGCUUCCCCCGGACAGAAGUUACCACCUCUCUGGAAGCCUCAGUGUUUUGCCACUGAGGAUGGUAAAGAAAUCGGACUGUGGCUCCUAUUCCUGCAAUGCCAGCAAUGGGAUAAGUUGGCAGGAGACCUCCCUGAACGUCACUGUUGCAGGUCUCUCCCCUCCCUUGCAGGAUGUGCUGAGGAUUUCAGUGGUUGCUCUGGUCUUUGCUGCUGUCUCAGGAUGGGGCAUAAUUUUUCCUGUCUGCCAGUCUGAAAAGCUAAGAAUAAGGGGAGAGCUGUGGAGGUGGCUCAGUGCCUACACCUGUGGGCUGGUGUGCAUCUCCUCCAUCCUGACUGGCACUGCUGGGCUCCUCUGGAUGAGAGAAGAAGGCCCAUCCAUUGCUGUCAUACUGCCACAGAUUUUCCUUUUGUAUGUGAUUGUGAUCACCUUCUUAGUGGCCUCCACAGUGACAUUCCAGCCUACGAAGCUCAUCCGGCUCCAAAGCACAGCAGCACAGCGCACGAUGGGCUAUGCUGCUCCAGGAGGGGUGCUCCUGGUGGUGCUGACAAGCAGCUUCCACAUGAAGAACAUCCACCGGCGCCAUGAAGAAGGCUGCGCGGCGUUCAUGGACGUCACCACCCUUGUGGUCAGCACAGCAGCAGUGUUGGCCCUGCCGAUCCUUGCCAUCUUCCUCUGCUAUCACACAACACAGGGGUGGCUGCAGGAACGUGACUCCAAUUGUGCAGACAUGGAGAGGUCCUUUGAGAUGUCCCUGCCCAUCAGCAAGGAUCCUGAUUUAACCUGCUAGACACUGGGGAUGUUUCCUGUGUGGCUGGCUCAACAUGUUAAUGGAUCUCAGUUUCAUAGGUCUGAGCCUAUGAUAUUGGCGAUAUAAAGCAAUGAAAUUAAUCAUUUUUGUCUUUUUCUUUAACACAGCACUAGGGAUUUCUAAUGCACGUUUUUCCAUUUAUUUUCCACUUUAGUACCAGGCUCCGAGUUAGAGAAAUGCCUUUAAAACUAGUUACAAGCGUGACCCUUGCUACUUUAUGACAUUAAUGAGGCUGUGUAUGUUUCUGAGUGUGUGUAGGUAACCAGCCAUGUCCACCCCAGCCUUUUCCUGCUGCCACACAAGGCCGUGCUUGAUGCUUCCUCUCCACAUGCAGAUGACAUCAGGGUGAUUUGCACGUUUGCUCCCUGUGCACUUCCUGAAGACCCGUGCAAAUGGCAGCAUCCAUGCCUGUGGAGACCUGCAUGUGCUUUAAAACUAUUUGUUCAAAUGCAAAUCCCUCUGUAGGAGCGCUGUGCCUGUCACUGGCUGUUGACAAUGGCUCCUCUGCUCUCUGCUGGGUUUUUCUGCACAGGAAGGAAAAGAUGAAGCGUUUUGGAGUGUGGUGUGUAGGCCAAGAUAUGAGUGUUGCUUGCACAGAGGAUUUCCUGCCUCCACAGCAGUGUGGGGAGGACAUGCUCUGCUGGACAAGACUGGAUCUGUUUCAGGGGUGAGGGUUAAGAAUUCACUCCUUUCUGCAGCUUUUAAAAUCCUCUCCUUCAGCUCACCCCAAGCAGCAGUAGUUGAGUGCUCGCAGUUCUGCAUGUGGGAUCCUCGGGGCUGGCCCAAGGGGAAGCAAACACAAAUCAAACCCAUGACGGGAUUUUGCUGCCCUUUGUAAGGGAAGUAAUCUCCCUGCAACAGCAAACUCUGACUGGUUACAGAUGGCAGUACCUCCUCUGAGGGGCAUAGGCCAUGUUUGUCUAUCUGCCCACCUUCUGUCACGCUUUCCUGUUGCCCUGAUACUGUGGGUACGUGAAAUUAUCUAUUGACUUUUUGUCUUUGCUUAGCAGACUGGUUUCUCUGCAAUGCCAUUAAGCUUAAAAAAAAAAAGUUAUUUAUUCUAGCAGGCUGAGGUAGGCUGUGGGAUGCAAUGAUCAGACCAUGGAGGGAGAUGCUUGUCCCAGCACAGAGUGCCUCACUGUGGGACUGUUCCUCCCUAGAGGCAGCUCUUUGUAUUUCCCUUUGCUGAGCCCCACGAGGUCCCUCAGCCCACUUAGUUCCACCCUGGAUGCCAGUAUCAUCAUUGGUGCCACCCAUCCCAGUGUGGUGGCACUGCUGAAGAUGCUGAGCCCUGGGACAUACUGCCAGCAGGAUGCAGUGCUGCUACCCAUGACUAAGCUGCUCUGCUGGUUGCCUGCCCAAUGCAACACUGACAAGAAGAAGGACAGAGAAGGUAGCAGGCAUAGCAGCUUUCAGGAUCUCUAGCAGGGACCUCGAAGAGACCUUUUGCCAGCAUUGAUUUGAAGAAGUAAUAGCACAAAAUAUUCUGUUAAUAUAUCCUUACAAGCAUAGCUGCUGAAUUGUUGUAUAACACAAGUAGUGCUUGCCUGCAACACCACGGUAACCUUUACAUGCUAUGGGUGAUAAUUGUGAUGUAGCACUGAGAAUGGGGAGGCACCUCCUAAGAGUGUUCUGUUUUAACAUGAUACAAGUUAUAACAACAUAGUCAAGCUUGCUAAUGUUUGUUGAUGGAUACCCCUGCCCUGCAAUCUGUUUAGGUAAC